AUACCACCACCACCGAUUUCGCAGCAUCUGCAUCUUUCAACAAGAAGAAAGGGAGGUUCUCGUUAAUCUCGAACCUUUUCAGGUCCAGAUCCGACAAAUUGAAUUUGGAUCCUAGGGUUGAUCCUUAUUGGGAUUCUUAGGAGGAGCCAUUGUCGCCUCCGUCCUCCUCUUGGUUCUCAACGAUCUUCUCCGGACGCCGGAAAAAGCAACAAUCGAGAACGUUCUACAUGGACAUGGAGGAACUAGCUGUCGGCGAACAGAGAUCUUGUAGGGUGGUCAACCGGGGAAUGUCGCCUGUUAGGAGUGAGAAUACCGAGGACGAGGGCGGUGAUCAAGCGACGUAUGGGAGCUUGCAAAAGGCGUCACCUCGGUGGCGAUGGUGGAGGACACUAGUGGCUUGCCGACGAGGGAAGGCGGCUUGUGAGCAGGGCAGAAAUGUGUCCAGAUUGGCGUUCUGUAUGAGUCCUCUGGUGAGGGCGAGCCCAAACCGGCACUGGAACCAGAAGGGAGGAUUUCCGCCAGAGAUAGAAUUUACCGGCGAGAUUCUAGCUCCUGUGAAGCCAUGCCUGGCUGCAGCGGUGCCGUUUUGCAAGAAUUGAUCUAGAAAACUUGCUGAUUUUGGCAUAGUACAUAACAACCGUUGAGAAUCGGUGAUAAAGAUGUGACCGAAAAUCCAGUAGGAUCAGGACGCGGUGAGGAAGAUGAUGAUGACCGGAAAUAAUUUAAGAAAAAAUUUUAUAUUAU
Messenger RNA from Rubroshorea leprosula, 744 nucleotides. NCBI's taxonomy places the organism in Eukaryota, Viridiplantae, Streptophyta, Magnoliopsida, Malvales, Dipterocarpaceae. The record is from the annotation of a GenBank genome assembly.